AUUAUGCUUCAAUGUUAAUUAAAAAUGAAAGUUAAUUUAUAAAUCAAUUGCUGGACUUAAUCGACGAAAAUAAUCACAAAAUAUCAUACUUAAUAUUUAUAUAUAUAUUUUUCACCACUUUCGUGCAUCACGAUACACAUUGCACAACCAGCAUGGCUGAAAAAGGAGACAUUUCGAGUUCUGAGACUUUAAAGAAGUUUGCUCAAAGAGUUACAACAUCUAGCACGAAAGAACGAAUUGGUCUGCUCCACAACGUGACAGAAUGUGUUGGCAAAUCGGAUUUCCCAGAAAAUGCUGUCAAAGGAGUGUUUAAAUUUCUUUCCCUCACAAUUGGUCGAUAUGAGGACAACAGGUCAAGGCAGGCAGUAAGGAGCCUUGUGCGAAAACUUGCUAAAGUACAUCCUACAGCUGCUCUUAAGAAUGUAUCAGCAGCUCUCAACCAAGAGGCAGAGGCCCAAAGAAAAAUUGUCCAUGCAAGUCGGAGUUCAUCAGGUAAUGCUCUGUUUGCACUAACAUGGACGUGCAUUGUGCUGCAAGAAGUUUGGACAUCAAAUGUCAAGUGUGACAAAAAUGACCUGAAAAGUUUGGUCAUUGUGCAGUGUGGACUGAUAUAUGGCGCUCUUGCAGCUAGAUGGAAGUCAGUUUCAGAAUCAACAUUCAAGAAGAUGGCUGGCCUGUUUUCACUGAACACUGAAAGCUCGACAAAGUAUGCAGAACUUCUUCAGGAGAUAGAGCCAUCUAUGUUUAACUUAAGUGCUGUUUCCAUGCUGUUAAAAUAUCUAGCCAAAACCAAAGACCAGGAUUCACUUUCCAAAUUCAAGGGUCCAUUUGUAGAGAUGUAUGUGAAACAGAUUCUUGGAAGUCGUGGCAAACCACCCAAAAUGUUGUUGGACAGCUGUAAUGAGCUACUACGUCACUUGAAUCAUGCAGAGUUUAAGGAAACUGUGCUACCAGCAUUACAGAAAGCCAUGUUGAGGAGUCCAGAAAUCAUUUUGGAAGCUGUUGGAAGCCUUUUGUGUGGAGUAACUAUUGACUUAGGCCAGUACGUGCAGGAUUUAGCAAAACCUCUGGGAAUACAACUUUGUUCCAAAGAAGAUAUUACUCGUCAGGAAGCUGUUGCAGCAUUUACCAAUCUUGCUAAGCAGUGUAGUGACUCGGGGGCCAUGGAGAAGCUAGUUAUCCACUUAUUUGGAGUGUUAAAUGGCUCUGAGGGGAAGUUGACCAUUGCUGACCAGAGAAUAAGUGUCCUACAAGCUAUAGGCAGUGUCAAUCAAAACUCGGUGAGUGGCGCCAACACCUUGGAAAGUCUAAGUACCACAGUAGCCGAGAAGUUCCUGCCAAUCCUGCAGAGUGAAAUUCAUGAGGGCACCUUGGUAGUAGCGUUGAACAUGUUGUCACUUUGGUGUUCCAAGUUCUACAUAAAAGUUCCAGACAAACUGAUAGAGUGGUUCAAGAAAGGAAUCACCUUAAAAACAUCCACAUCGUCUGUCAGGAAUGCCUAUCUCCAGUGCAUGAAUGCAUCAUUCCAUGGUGAUACCCUGACACAGACCUCAAAGGUUCUGGAUAUUCUUGUACAAACUCUCAACAAAGCAGUCAAUCAGUCCAGCCAGUCACAGCUCGUCUCAGAGGCCCUCACGGCAUGCUGUUUGCUGGCUAAAUUUUCAGUGGUGGAUGACAUUCAAUCAGAGUCCAAGAUGGGACCAUUUUGGUCCAUCACUAUGGAAAACAACAAGCAAUAUUUCCUUCAGGAGAAGUUUUUGUCGUCAGUCAGUGACGAGGUACUGGAAAGUGUGGUGUUUCUAACAGAGAAAAUGAUUUUGGAGUAUCCUACAAAAAUGACUGAAAAGAUUUCAAAACCAUAUUACAAAGCCUUGGUGUACUGUGUGACACAUAAGUCGAGAGCUGUGAGAAAAUCCACAAUGGACGUAAUAAAGCGACUCAUUUCUUUGCUGGGUGGAACAUCCAUUUGUCUUAGCCUUGUGAAAGAGUACGAGGAAAUGUUGAAAGCUCAAAAGUUGAUUGACCCAGAAACACGAGACAGUGAGGAGAAUUCUCCAGAGACAUCCAAGUAUGCUUCACCAGUCAUCCUUGCCAGAGGUCUUAUCACUGUAACCGCUGUCGACAAUGCUGACCCAAAGGAUGCAGAAGCCAUUGCCAUGGCAACUGUCAAGUCAGCCCACCACCCUUGCAUAGUGUUUUCUAACAGUUCUACGUGGACAGACAUUCUGUAUCAAUUGAAAAUUGAUGCCAGACAGUUUCUAAUAAACCAUGUUGACAAGUGUUUGGAAAGUGUGAAAACUGACAGAAAACUAGAUGAGUGUACACAGAACGCUCUGUCUACGUUUGUCAGAGUAGCCCCGGACCUGGUCCUGCCUAAGAUGAUUGCCUACAGUACAGGGUUGUUAGAUAAGAGUGAACUGUUACUAGUGACACAGGCGGAGCAUGGAGUUUUUACCUGCCCUAAGGGAGAACUAUACGACAAAACUCUACUCCUACAGUUUGAGAAGUCAUCAGAUGGGAAGGACAUCAACAUCAGAAAAGAAAACAAACUUUACUCAUAUGAAGAACAAAUGGCUGAAUUAGAACUCAAGAAGGAAUUGGAGAAGAAGAAAGGAAAACAAACAAAGGAACCUGUGAAGUUAUCCAAGAAGCAGGAGGAGAUGCUACAAGCUCAGAGAGACAAGGAGGCUGAGAUCAGAAAGAGGCUUACUAAGCUGAAUGAUUCGUUGUGUUGUGGAUGCCAGAUUAUUCAGGCUAGUCUGCGUGGUAACAGUCAAGCUACCUGUGAAUACAUGAAUCGUUUGUGUGGAUGUCUGGUACCACUCUUGAGGUCUCCACUUGGAGCCCCAGAAGCCAGCAAAGUUUACCUUAGCAUAGGUCAAGCUGUGUUUGAGGACAAUAUGUUUGGUAUGAAAGUCAGCAAUAUUGGUCUAAGAUUGCUUGAGCCAGCAUGUCCGCUGAAUGAAGAGUGGACCCGGAUCCCAGUCAAAGAACAAGCAACAAGUGUCGUACAACUCCUGAGUGAGAGGUCAGUGCCUGACCCCGUGUCGGACCCGGACAGAGAGACAGAACUGUUUGAUGCUUCCACUUUUGUGUAUAUUUAUUACAUUCUGGCUGUUGUUUUGCGUAAUGGGGGAGAAUUGGUUGGCAGUGAUGAAUUAACAGUGUCUCGGGCCUUGAAGAUGAUCAUCAAUCAUGCUCAGAUGAGGAAAACUAAGUCCAGCAAUUCAUCCAAUCCUGAAUUACUGCCUCACCACGAUAUCCUGAGAACACUACUCCAGGUGAUUGGAACCACCUCUUCCUCCAAGAUUCAACAGCUAGCCAGUACUGCCUUGGUGGAGGUGGCAGAGUCCAUUUCAGGGAAAGAGGGAUGUGCAGAGCCUUCAGGGAAAGACAUUGUAGUCCUGCUGGAUGCUCUAAUGCUGCCCAAUGUGACAUCCAGGGAUUCUGCUUUACAGGGGCUUAUUAGGAUGUCCGAUGUCCUGCCAAACAUUGAUGAUGACCUUGACCUUGGAUUACAGAUUGCUCGGCGGGUGUGGGUUGUCAGUUAUGAUGAUGAUGACAACAUUAGACAGCUUGCUGACAUUUUACGUGAGAGAAUUCAGCUGGAUGAGCCAUAUGAAGAUUUGUGUUCGCCUCUUAUUGAUGAUGUGACGCAUUCUGAGGAGAUUGUGAGGAAAGCUUCAGCUAAAGCCAUGGAGAAAACCAUCAGUUGUCACCCCGAGUUCAUCACGACCACCAUCCAGCAACUCAAGGAGAAAUAUCAAGAUAAGCUCUAUAUGCCUCCACCAGUAUUGGACUCGUUUGGACGCCAGAUUGGGGAGCCUCCACUAGAUGAGUGGCCAGCACGUAGCGGGGUGGCUCUGGCCCUGGAGAAGAUCUCCCCACUGCUUCCUGCAGACCAGAUAGAGGAACUGUUCUCCUUCUAUGUACCUCACGCCUUGGGUGAUCGGUCAGUGGAGGUCAGGACACGCAUGAGAGAUGCUGCCCUAGCAACGGUCACAGCCCACGGGAAGGAGCACGUGAACAUCCUCCUGCCAGUCUUUGAGGACUGCCUGAGCAAUGCUCCAGACACAGCCAGCUUUGAUGCUGUUCGACAGAGCAUUGUCAUCUUGAUGGGAUCGCUGGCCAAACAUUUAGACAAAGACAAUCCAAAAAUCAAACCUAUUGUGGCUCAGCUGAUUGGAGCAUUGUCCACACCCUCUCAAGAGGUACAAGAAGCAGUGGCUAAUUGCUUACCUCCCCUGGUGCCAGGAAUUAAGCAGAAUGCCCCGGAGCUGGUACAGAAAUUGCUGCACCUGCUGCUGGAGUCUGAUAACUAUGGUGAGAGGAGGGGGGCAGCGUACGGAUUGGCUGGCCUGGUGAGGGGGCUGGGAAUCACUGCCCUCAAACAGCUAGAGAUUAUGUCCACUCUGGAGCAGGCUGUCAAAGACAAGAAAAACCCACGCAGAAAAGAAGGUGCUCUGUUUGCCUAUGAGAUGCUGUGUGCAAUGCUGGGGAAAUUGUUUGAGCCUUAUGUUGUCCACAUUCUUCCACAUCUUCUGUUGUGUUUUGGAGACAGUAGUCCUUAUGUUAGACAGGCAGCAGAUGACACAGCCAAAGCUGUUAUGAGCAUGCUUACAGCCCAUGGAGUUAAACUGGUGUUGCCUUCAUUACUGAAAGGUUUAGAAGAAGAUUCAUGGAGAACUAAAACAGGAGCUGUGGAACUGUUGGGAGCUAUGGCAUUCUGUGCACCCAAACAGUUAUCUGCAUGCCUGCCUAGCAUUGUACCCAAGAUCUCAGAAGUACUGACCGAUUCUCAUGCCAAAGUGCAGAAGGCUGGCGCCCAGGCUCUCAAACAGAUCGGAAAAGUCAUCAGGAAUCCAGAAAUUCAAGCCAUUGUGCCUGUAUUACUGGAUGCUCUACAGGAACCAGCAAAAAAGACGCUGGUGUGUCUGCAGACUUUGCUAGAGACCAAGUUUGUCCACUUUAUUGACGCCCCCUCACUGGCCCUGAUCAUGCCUGUUGUGGAGAGAGCUUUCCAAGACAGAAACACAGAGACUAGGAAAAUGUCUGCUCAGAUUAUUGGAAAUAUGUAUUCUUUAACUGAUCAAAAGGAUUUAGAUCCAUACAUUGAGAAGGUCAUUCCUGGCCUGAAGCAGUCAUUACUUGACCCUGUUCCAGAGGUCAGAAAUGUGUCGUCUCGUGCCCUUGGUGCUAUGGUGAAGGGAAUGGGCGGAGCUAAGUUUGAUGAACUACUGAAUUGGCUGAUGGAGACCUUGAAAUGUGAACAGAGUUCAGUUGAUAGGUCAGGUGCUGCACAAGGUUUGAGUGAGGUUAUUGGAGGUCUUGGUGUCCAGGAAUUACGCCGCCUGAUGCCGGGCAUCAUCCAGACGGCUGAGAGAAGCGACAUUCCGUCUCACGUCAGGGACGGUUACAUCAUGUUGUAUAUUUACCUACCAGCGGUGUUUGAGAAGGAUUUCUUGGAAUAUGUCGGACCCAUUAUUCCAUCAAUUCUAAAGGCUUUGGCAGAUGAAUCAGAAUAUGUGAGAGAGACAGCUCUGAGAGCAGGUCAGAGAAUGAUAAAUCUGUAUGCAGACACAGCCAUUGAAUUACUGCUUCCAGAGUUAGAGAGGGGAUUGUUUGAUGACAACUGGAGAAUUAGAUUUAGCUCAGUACAGUUACUGGGAGACCUCCUCUACAAGAUAUCAGGUGUGUCUGGAAAGAUGUCUACAGAGACGGCUCAUGAUGAUGACAACUUUGGAACCGAAAGCUCGCAGAAGGUCAUUCUUAGAGCCCUGGGUCGUGAGAGACGAGACCGAGUAUUGGCAGGUCUAUAUAUGGGACGGUCCGACACAGCACUCCUGGUCCGUCAGUCAGCCCUCCAUGUAUGGAAAAUCAUUGUGGCUCACACCCCCAUGACUCUCAGAGAGAUCCUCCCCACUCUCUUCUCUCUUCUCCUUGGUUGUCUGGCCAGCACUAGUCAUGAUAAAAGACAGGUAGCAGCUAGAACUCUGGGAGAUCUAGUGAAGAAGUUAGGAGAGCGAGUACUUCCUGAAAUCAUCCCAAUCCUGGAGAAGGGCCUCGAUUCCGAACGAGCCGACCAGAGACAAGGAGUGUGUAUUGGUCUGUCGGAAAUCAUGAAGGCCACCAGCAGGGAACAUGUCUCGGUGUAUGCAGAUAGCUUGGUGCCUACAGUAAGAAGAGCACUGACUGAUGAUCUUCCCGAGGUGAGGGAGGCUGCUGCAGAGACAUUCGACAAUCUCCACUCCAACAUUGGUCAGAGGGCGCUCGACGAAAUUCUGCCACUCCUUCUCCGACAGCUGGAUGAUGAGGAAAAGUCAGAUUCAGCACUAGAUGGAUUAAAACAAGUUAUGACAGUCAAGAGUAGAGUGGUCUUGCCAUAUCUUGUUCCACAGUUGACAGCUUCUCCAGUGAAUACUCGUGCUUUGUCAUUCCUGUCCUCUGUGGCUGGUGAUGCCUUAACCAAGCACCUGUCUAAGAUCCUUCCAGCUCUUUUGUCUGCUCUCAGCAGUAAAAUGGACACUCCAGAUGAGACGGAGGAAAUAGGAUACUGUCGAACAGUGGUGCUGUCUGUGAAUGAUGAUGUUGGGGUCAGGAUAAUAAUGCAGGAACUGCUGACAGCUUCCCAGUGCCCUGGUGCCAGCGAGUGUUGGAGUGCAGUGGCCAUCCUCCACACAUUCUGCGAGAAAUCCAGUGCAGAUUACUCCGAUUAUCUUCCACAGUUGUUCCGUGGACUGAUUGCUUUGUUUACGAGAUCAUCAGAAAGAGUCUUGUAUGCUGCAUGGGAUUGUCUGAAUGCUAUUACAAAGAAAAUUGAUGUCACGGAAAUGUUUCAAUACAUAUCAGAUGUCAGACAAGCUGUGAAAUACGCUAUGUCAGAUUACAAAGGAAAAGAAUUACCUGGUUUUAGUUUACCAAAGAAGGGAAUUGCACCAGUGUUGCCUAUCUUCAGAGAGGGUAUUUUAAAUGGCUCCCAGGAGAUGAAGGCUCGGGCAGCUGAUGGAUUGGGAGAAUUGAUAAAUAUCACCAGUCCAGAAGCACUAAAGCCAUCUGUUGUCAACAUCACAGGACCUCUCAUUCGUAUCCUUGGAGACAGGUUUACGUGGCAGGUCAAGGUCGCUGUUCUGGAAACUCUGACACUGCUUCUUGCUAAGGUUGGCGUUCAACUGAAGCCAUUCUUACCACAACUACAGACUACUUUCUUGAAAGCACUCAAUGACCCCCAGCGACAAGUUCGACUGAAGUCAGCAUCUGCUCUGGGAAAACUCACAAUUAUUCAUACGAGGGUGGACCCACUCUUCACUGAGCUUCAUUCUGCUGUAAAGAAUACUUCAGACCAAAAUGUCAAGGACACCAUGCUGCAGGCUCUGAGAUUUUGUAUUUGUGGAGCUGGAGAGAAGAUGUCAGAUGCUUCUAGAAAGGGAAUUAUGGGAACUCUGUUGGGAAUGCUGGGACUUCAGGAGGAAUCAACACGUACUGCCACCUCUGGCUGUGUGGGAUGUAUGUGUAAACUCUUGCCAGAGGAAGAGCUGACUGAAGUCAUGAUUCAACAGUUACUAGAUACAGCAGAGAGUGGUGCGGACUGGACACUGAGACAUGGCAGAAGUCAAGCAUUAGCUGUGGCUCUGAAAACGGCAGCACCAAAGAUCUGGACUCCAGCCUUCCAAUCCAACAUCAUCAAGUGUCUGUCCGGUCUUGUUGACUCAGACAAGGUACCACUCUGCCAGAGUGGAGUUCGGGGACUGGGGUAUGUUCUUUUACAUCAGAGCAGGACUUCUGAACUCGACCCUGAACUAGUCAAUCUGUUAAUCAAGGGAUUAAAGAAGGAUUCCAAUGAUAUGAAACUUUUAGUAACCCAGGUGGCAUCUCUGAUAGCGAGCUGUGACACGCCCCUCCCUAUGUCAGUCAUUAAGGUCCUAGUUCCAGCUCUAGUGAUGGGAACCAAGGAGAGGAACACUAUGGUCAAAUCCAGCAGUGAAUAUGCCCUCAUCUCAGUUUUGAAACUCAGAAAGGGGGAUACUCUGCUAAAUCAAACCCUUGAUGAACUGGAUGUCGGAAUGAAAGAGUCUCUGAGUGAUGUCGUCACAAAAGCAUUAAAUAAACUCUGUAAACAGCCCGAGCCACCGCUAGAUGAGAUAGACGACACAAUCCUGAAGUGAAAUCUGUCCAAUCAAUGAACAGAUAACUGUGACUAUUGUACAGUGCUGAUGAUUUUCUUUAUCACAUCAUGAAAAUUGCGUGGAAAAUUACACUUUAAACUCCAUUCCAGCUCUUUGCCAAUUUGAAUUCACAUACAUAUAAAUGCAGUGUUUGCUUCUCCUUCAUUUUUUUUAAAAAUUAGAAUAUGUAUAGGAUAUGAUUUCCCAGUUAUCAUGCAUUGUUGGGGCUUUCUGAUCAGCUUCUUUUGACAAAAGGUAUACAUUUAAAAUUUUGCCAAAAGAUUUUUUGACACGGUUUCGAAACAUUUCACUCGACUCAGUUGUGAGACAUAAAAAGUGGAUCGUGGAAAUAUUUCAAUCGUUGAUUGCGAGACGUAAAAAGAGGAUCAUAAAAAGCACAAAGUUGUCCUGACAGUCUAUACAAGGAAUCUCUGAAAAUUGUUAAUGAUUUUCAUUGCAAACUGCAAUGAAGAUCCUGAAAAGAAGUGCCAGUCCAUUUGUUUAUUCAACUAUUUUGACUGGGAUCAACACAGCAACUUGAUUUAAUUUAGAUUUUUGUUCCCCUUUUUUAUAUUGUGUUGUUAGGGAUGUGUGAUAGAUGACAAGGCAAUCAAUAUUUUAAUAUUUCAGUCAAUUUAGAGUCAGUAUCUGUUGUCAAAACAGUGAGUAACAGAACUACAUUUGUGGAUUUUUUGAUUGUCUGCAAUCUAUUUCAACAUUGUAUUAAGUAUUUUUAAGCAGUUUAAUUAUUAAAGUAUAUUCUUUAAGUCAUAGCUCGAAACUACAAAAUUAUGAAGACCUUUGUUUUGUGCAAAUCAUUUUGCUUAAUAUUAUUUAUUUUUUCAAGAUUGUCAUAUAUUUUUUGUUGGUAUGUGCAGUGAUCACAAGACUGGUGGAAAAUACAGAGGAAUGUGACAGUAAAAUUUGGAAAUAAUGCUAUGUGUGUAUGCCAUGUUUAUCAUUGAAUAAAUCUUUAAAGUUG
Molecule: messenger RNA, 9144 nt
Organism: Ostrea edulis (European flat oyster)
Lineage: Eukaryota; Metazoa; Mollusca; Bivalvia; Ostreida; Ostreidae
Product: eIF-2-alpha kinase activator GCN1-like
Exons: 52
Coding region: 153-8162 (2669 amino acids)
Biological process (GO): regulation of translation; cellular response to amino acid starvation
Cellular component (GO): cytosol
Molecular function (GO): protein kinase regulator activity
Source: RefSeq, a predicted model, not a curated record